AUGAUCCCAAAAAGUGACCCCCAUACCCAAAACCUGCACUUUAAAAUUUCAGAGUGCCCCCAGGUGUGGGAGGUAUACCCAGUGCAGAAUGGAAACUGGAGUUGCUCGGGUUAUAGGGAUAACUGGUUCAAGACGAAGUGUACGCUGGAGUGCCUGCCUGGCUUUGCGGUCCCUGUGGCAAAUGUUACCAUGGAAAAUGUUACCGUGGAAACGGUUACUGUGACAUGCGGAAUACAUUUGAACUGGACUGGUGUAUCAGCAACAGCACCACAGUGUCUCCCAGUGCCUGAAACAACUACACCACAGGCAGCCAUAGUACCAGUGACCAACACUGUGGAACAAAGCACAACUACGGUUCACAAUGUGAAUUUAUCAUUGCCAGUCACCCUGAGUAAUAUUACCAUGACAACUGGUACAAGUUACACAACUGAAGGUGGCAGCACUGGUACUAAAGGUGGAGGUCACAUGGUCCCAGUUUUUCCAAUAGUCGGAGGUGUGUUAGGAUCACUGAUAGCCCUGAUAGUCUUGGCAGUCCUAAUUUAUGUAGUACGGAGGAAAUGUUGUUACUCUCCAAACAGGUGCUUCGAAAGGAACUAUUCACUUGCUAAUUCAGAAUCAAGUGAUGGCUCAGACAGUAAAUUUGAUAAAGACACUAAAGAGGAAAUAUUACCCCCUAAGCCAGGACUGACCAAUGAUGCCUGUCAUGUAGAAGAAGAUGGCACCCCUCAUUCAGUAAAACCAACCCCCCGGAUAAUUAAUGUUUACAGCCCAAAUGUGACUAUCAACUCUGAUAAAGUUGACCAGUUUACUGUGCAAAAAGUAGAGGACAGUCGUGUGCUAUGCGACUCAGAAAUAAAUGUACAGACAUCAGUUGAGGACAAUUGCUGUGUCGAUUUUACCUCAGGUGACCUUGACUUAUCUGAAAAGGUUGAAUGUGAGGACACAAGUACUCUUUCAGCUAUGACAUCUUUACCGUCAUUUUCCUUCGAAAAAGGUGAAUUGAGUCAUAUUGAGACUCCACGGAAAUCCUUAAUGUAUACUGGAGAUGGAGAGGGUGAUGGCAAUUUCAGGUCUGAUUCCAAUGAUGACUGGUCUCACCCAACUGAUGACAGGACAAGCGCAAGUGACAAACCACACAAAAAAGAAGUCCCAUACAACUUACAAUCGCAGUUGUCAGACGAUAGCACAAAAUCCACAGAAAAUGGAAGCAACAAUAACAACAACAAAAAAGGUGGGAUUAAUAUCAAGAAGGCGUCCAAAGUGAGAGCAAAUCAAAAGACUGUGGUGUCAGGGAGCGUGAGCCCAGAAGACCAUGCGUUUGUCUCUGGUUAUGACUUUGGAGGCAUUAACAUAGAAGAAGCAGACGAUGUGGAGGCAAACCAGGAGCUCCAUCUGGUGGGAGAUCAGAGCCCAACUGAGGGACAUCCACCAGGGGGCAGCAGUGUCAGGAAGCCUCCUGUUGGUGCAAGUUUAUCUACAGUAGACACCAGUACAGCUGCAGAGGGCCAGUCUGACUCCACUGUCCCCAAGUGUCCCCCUCCUACUGUUGGACCAUACUGUGGAGUAGCAAUUCCCACAAGCCAAGUAAAAAUUGGCUCAAGCACAAGUCUAGCUAUAGUAAAACUGCCAAGUCAUUGUAAUGAUGGCCGCGAAGAAAUUUUCAUCUGGUACCACCUGGCUUCAGCAACAGCUCUUGUUGGAUCUCAGACCUACACCAUCACCAGUGCCAGCCCAAAGGAUUCUGGGAAAUAUCACUGGACAGUUUUGCUAAGUGAUGGAAGUUUAUUUCAUGGACUGGUUGAAGUGACAGUCACAGGAGACCAGCAUUCUGAGGACAACUUAAUGCCGUCAAAGACAGCUGAUGUCUCCAUCCAGCCACUCACUGCCAAUGGAGGACAGUAUAGGCUGAUAGAAGGCUCUUCUGGCAGCCUCCCCCAGCCUGGGCUGACCUUUGACUUCCUGCGUCUUGUCACAAACAUGAAUCCCCUCCUGGUUCCAGUCAACGGAAUCAGGAACAGGACCCCUGGUCAGAAUUGUGGUCAGCCAGGGGGCAGUACUAGUCAAGGCACAGCUAGUAUACACCAAAAAAGUGGUAACUGGGACCUUAGUUUGCAUGAAGGUGAUCAGACUAAAGGACGCACAGAUGGGAAGGACAAGUCAAGCUCUUAUAGUUUGGACGCAGGGACACAGACUGAAGGUUUGGUGCCCAAGUGGGUCCACAGUGAUAACAGUACUGGGUCAGAGUCUGCUGUAGGGGAUCACUGCUUCCUACAGCUGGGAGACCCUUAUCUCUCCUCUUUGUCGGACUUUGGCCAAUGGUCAUCUGCUAACCACUCCAGUGUAGACAGUGGAUAUGUACAGCUGGCUGCUGGACAGGGCGGAUGCAGCACCAUGGAGACAAAUUUCAGUAGCAUGUGUCCACCAUCGUUGGUGACGUUAUCUGACAGUUCGCAAAGCUCUUUUGUGAGCAGCGACUCUGUGUACAAUAGUGGAAGUGAAAACAGCAGUAGCUAUGGUAGCAGUCACUAUGGAAACAGUCACCUUAGCAAUGGUAGCCGUGACAGUGGAACUCAGACUGAUUUAUACAGUGAUAGCCUGCAGCAGGAUCAAACAUUCAGAAAAGAGUUGAUUAACUGUAGUGAGAACAUGGGCAAUCACAGUAAUAAUAUUAUUAGCAAUGGGAUUAGUAAUAUUGGACAUGGGGAAGGAUUGGCCAUGGGUGCAAAUGCUAUAGAACUUGCAGAUUUUCCCAAAGCAGAGGAUUCCAACAGUUGCACCAUGCUCCUCUCAGAGCUGAUGGAAUGCAGGGAAUUCAUGGAUGAUUUCUGUAUACUGAUGGACCCAGACAAGAAUUGGGAAGAAAUGGCAGCCAUUUUGUUCAGCUUGCCUCCACAUGUACUGAAGUAUAUAGAUUUUAAGACGCGUUACUUUGGUUACUGCACCGAGGUGGCAUUGGACAAAGCAAUGGCUGAGAACACGGGGUUCAAGGUCAGUCAGCUGGUACUCUGGCUAGUCAUACGGGGUCACGGUCAAGCCAUAGAAGUAAUCCUUCGCCACCACCGUGACUGCCACGUGUGCUCCAAGAUGGCACAGGAGAUAUUUCACAUCAUUUGUGGACUGACCAAUGAUGCCUGUCAUGUAGAAGAAGAUGGCACCCCUCAUUCUGUAAAUCCAAUCUCCCAGAAGAUAAUUAAUGUUUACAGCCCAAAUGUGACUAUCACCUCUGAUAAAGUUGACCAGUUUACUGUGCAAAAAGUAGCGGACAGUCGUGUGCUAUGCGACUCAGAAAUAAAUGUACAACCAUCAGUUGAGGACAAUUGCUGUGUUGAUUUUACCUCAGGUGACCUUGACCUAUCUGAAAAGGUUGAAUGUGAGGACACAAGUGCUCUUUCAGCUAUGACAUCUUUACCGUCAUUUUCCUUCGAAAAAGGUGAAUUGAGUCAUAUUGAGACCCCACGGAAAUCCUUAAUGUAUACUGGAGAUGGAGAGGGUGAUGGCAAUUUCAGGUCUGAUUCCACUGAUGACUGGUCUCACCCAACUGAUGACAGGACAAGCGCAAGUGACAAACCACACAAAAAGGAAGUCCCAUACAACUUACAAUCGCAGUUGUCCGACGAUAGCACAAAAUCCACAGAAAACGGAAGCAACAAUAACAACAACAAAAAAGGUGGGAUUAAUAUCAAGAAGGCGUCCAAAGUGAGAGCGAAUCAAAAGACUGUGGUGUCAGGGAGCGUGAGCCCAGAAGACCAUGCGUUUGUCUCUGGUUAUAACUUUGGAGGCAUUAACAUAGAAGAAGCAGAUGAUGUGGAGGCAAACCAGGAGCUCCAUCUGGUGGGAGAUCAGAGCCCAACUGAGGGACAUCCACCAGGGGGCAGCACUGUCAGGAAGCCUCCUGUUGGUGCAAGUUUAUCUACAGUAGGUGAGUGA
This is a messenger RNA of Lingula anatina, 3927 nucleotides long. RefSeq lists its product as uncharacterized. NCBI's taxonomy places the organism in Eukaryota, Metazoa, Brachiopoda, Lingulata, Lingulida, Lingulidae. The record is from RefSeq and is a predicted model, not a curated record.